AUGGACGGCAAGAGGCAUCCUAGCUCGUUCCAGCAGCUGGAGAAGCUCGGAGAGGGCACAUACGCAACUGUGUUCAAAGGGAGGAAUCGCCAGACUGGAGAGCUCGUCGCUCUCAAGGAGAUCCACCUCGACUCGGAAGAGGGAACACCGUCGACGGCGAUCCGCGAGAUUUCACUUAUGAAGGAGCUCAAACACGAGAACAUUGUCGGACUUCACGAUGUUAUCCACACCGAGAACAAGCUGAUGCUCGUGUUCGAAUACAUGGACGGCGAUCUGAAGCGAUACAUGGAUACCCACGGCGAACGUGGCGCGCUCAAGCCUGCGACCAUCAAGUCCUUCAUGUACCAGCUGCUCAAGGGCAUCGACUUCUGCCACCAGAAUAGAGUGCUGCACCGAGACCUCAAACCCCAGAACCUGCUUAUCAACAGUAAGGGGUGCUUGAAGCUCGGCGACUUUGGCCUUGCCCGGGCCUUUGGCAUCCCCGUCAACACCUUCUCCAACGAGGUCGUCACCCUGUGGUACCGUGCGCCGGACGUCCUGCUCGGUAGCAGGACGUACAACACGAGCAUCGAUAUCUGGUCAGCUGGUUGCAUCAUGGCUGAGAUGUACACUGGCAGGCCCUUGUUCCCCGGCACCACAAACGAAGACCAGAUUGUCAGGAUAUUCCGCAUCAUGGGCACGCCUACUGAGCGUACAUGGCCGGGCAUCACGCAGCUGCCCGAGUACAAGCCGACCUUCCAGAUGUACGCGACGCAAGACUUGCGCAACAUUCUACACGCCAUUGAUCCCACCGGCAUCGACCUGCUUCAGCGGAUGCUCCAGCUUCGGCCAGAGCUGCGCAUCAGCGCUCACGACGCCCUGCAGCACCCGUGGUUUAAUGACAUCGUCCUACAGCAACAGCAGCAACAGCAGCAGCAACAGCAAGCAGCUCUGCAAGCUCAGGCGCGGAGCUUCCAGCAGGCGGUUCCGUCACAGCCCUUUGACAACAACUACUAGCAGCAGCAUUGGUGAAUUCUGCGUUGUGUCCAGCGUCCCAGGAUCUUGCAGCGCUGGCCAUGCACAGUAUAAUUACCUGGUCAAACUUGGCGGAUAUCAUCCGUUGUGUGUGAAACGAAAAGAAACAACAGCGACUUGUUGAUUCCUUGGCUGGCCAUCAAAGUCAGCACACUUUGCGCCAUACAUUCACAGGCCCUGCAUUUGCCCUCAAGUGUGAAUCGUCAUGGGUCUGGCUACAGUUUCGAUUUUGCGGCGACUCUGGGCUCUUUUUGGCGGUGGUUGGAUGAUAUUGCUGAUACUAAAAGCUCAUCGGCCAUGAAUUAAAGGGGGAGGGCAAGACGAGAUAUCCAUCUUU
Trichoderma reesei QM6a is the source of this 1351-nucleotide messenger RNA. RefSeq lists its product as uncharacterized. Gene Ontology annotation, molecular function: cyclin-dependent protein serine/threonine kinase activity; ATP binding. The coding region runs from base 1 to 996 and encodes 331 amino acids. The transcript has 2 exons. Gene Ontology annotation, biological process: protein phosphorylation. The record is from RefSeq and is a predicted model, not a curated record. NCBI's taxonomy places the organism in Eukaryota, Fungi, Ascomycota, Sordariomycetes, Hypocreales, Hypocreaceae. Gene Ontology annotation, cellular component: cytoplasm; nucleus.